Sceloporus undulatus (fence lizard) is the source of this 1979-nucleotide messenger RNA. RefSeq names its product thiosulfate sulfurtransferase like domain containing 2 (gene TSTD2). The record is from RefSeq and is a predicted model, not a curated record. The transcript is spliced from 12 exons. The coding region runs from base 173 to 1753 and encodes 526 amino acids. Lineage: Eukaryota; Metazoa; Chordata; Lepidosauria; Squamata; Phrynosomatidae.
GCCUUCUCAAGGAGGAGCCUGGGCUGGAGGCUGGCAGGAGGGGGCAGAGGCAUGCUUUCCCUUUGCAGGAAGAGUCAGUACAUUCAGCUGCCAGCCAAGGAGGAGGAAGAGGAAGAGGAGGAUCAGAGCAAGCUGGUGGGCAAAGGGAGCUCCAGGUCACAGAGAAAAACCUAUGCCUGGCUGCUGUGACAUAGCAAUGACCUCCUCUUUGUCACUGUCCAAUAGAGAAGAUGCAGGAGAACUUUGCACUGUAACAUUUGUGGACCUAGAACUGAAAGAACAUGCUCCUUUUCCACCCAAGGGCCACCUGAAAGCUGAAUUAGAUGCCAGCACCAGAAAGAAGUAUACAUCUGCAAAGAGGAAGGCAUUUGCUCUCUUUGUUAAAGCCAAGGAAGUGGUUGCUGACACUUGCUGCCCCAUGUCUGCUUGCCAAGGAAUGAUUUCCUGGAGAUGCUGCCAACAGAACUUCAAAGACCUGACUGGCAUUCACAGGCAUGUCGCUGUCCACCAUUCAGGUGAUGUGGGGAAGCAAAUGCUGGUGAUCUUAAAGCCGAUGGCAGGCAGCAGCAAAGUCACACGCAGCUCAGUGUCUGUGGAUGAAAUGUCUAGGUCCAACAGGCUUCCGUAUCACAACCAGGAUAUGUUUCAGAAGCUCCCAGAUACCAGCCACAUUGAUGCUAAUGAAAUGACAAGUGAGGUUGGGCAAGUUCUGCUUUACUAUUGUUACUGCGAGGUGGCAGAUCCUGGGGGACUCUGCGCAUGGCAGAAGGCUUUAUGUCAACACCUGCAUCUCACUGGCAAGGUUCGGAUAGCUUCAGAAGGAAUUAAUGGAACAGUUGGUGGAAGUAAGGUAGCGACUAACCUUUACAUGGACGCAAUGCUAUCUCAUCCCCUCUUUAAAGGCACUUUGAUGAGAGAAGAUUUCAAGACCAGUAAAGGAGGAGCUCAUUGUUUCCCAGACCUUCGAAUUGGUGUCUUUGAAGAAAUAGUACCCAUGGGCAUCAACCCGGAGAAAGUCUCUUACAAAGAAACGGGCAUUCAUUUGACUCCAAAGGAGUUUCAUGUAGAAGUGGAAAAAUACCUCUCUCGGCGUAAUGAAGGGCAGGCAGACACCAUUUUGCUGGACUGCAGGAACUUCUAUGAAAGCAAAAUAGGACAUUUCCAGGGUUGUUUGGCUCCAGACAUCAGGAAAUUCAGCUACUUUCCCAUCUAUGUCGAUGAGAACCUUGACCUUUUUAGGGGCAAGCGAGUCCUGAUGUAUUGCACAGGAGGAAUCCGUUGUGAGCGGGGAUCAGCCUACCUCAGAUCCAAGGACAUCUGCAAAGGAGUGUAUCAUCUCAAGGGUGGCAUCCACAAGUACCUGGAAGAAUUUCCUGAUGGGUUUUACCGGGGGAAGCUCUUUGUCUUUGAUGAACGCUACACCAUCCCCUCCAAUGGUGAUGUGAUUUCAGCUUGCCGCUACUGUGGGAUACUCUGGGACCAAUAUCGACUGUGCUCCACCCAGCCCUGCCACCAACUUGUUCUGACAUGCCUGGAGUGCCAACUGAAAGGCUUCACAGCCUGCUGCCCACUGUGUCAGGAAAAAGGCCUUGUACUAGCUACAACUUCUUCUAGACAAGGAUUCAAGGAAGAAUCAAUGAAAGAAUGUGCAAACAAGAAACAGUCAAAUCUGACAGCUUCAGGUUUGAAAAUGUUCACCUUCAGUGAAAAAGAAACAGCAAAUAUUCCAUUCCUGUGGUUUCCCUUCUUGUGAUGAUUGCUUAAGAAAAGAGUGGCCAUAACAUUCCUUCUCUUGGUUGGGUGUGCAGAUGCUUUUACAAUGGGAUUGUAAUUUACAGCUGGGGAUGUUGUUAGCUGACUUAAGUUCACAUGUCCUUAAAUUAAUGGUGUACUUUGGGAUGGUAGAAAUGCUGUCAGACUAGAAGCUUCUUUCAAAUUCUUGUCAUCAAGUCAAAAAAUAAAGUAUAUUUUUAAACAUU